UCAUACCACCGCCAUCUGCGGGUCGGGGCGGAUGGUUUCAUUGUUUCUCAACAAAAUUUGUAUAAAAUCAAAAUGAAUUAUGGCUCCGAGCUCGUCGAAAUGAAAGACAUGGAAAAGGAAGAUGGAAAAGAAAGCGAAGAACAGGAAAUAUGCUACGAAAACUUUCAACUACCUGAUGGAGGAUUUGGUUGGGUGAUAGUCAUUGCAGCCUUCUCAGUGCAAUUUUGCGUACUGGGAACGAUGAAUAAUUUCGGCAUACUUUUCUCCGAACUGCUGGUAGAAUUCAAUGAGUCCAAACAGGCAACGUCAUGGGUUGGAUCGAUCACAUAUGGACUAAUGUUUAUGUCCAGACCAAUAGCUACAUCUUUAUGUGAACGAAUUGGUUGCCGACCUGUUGCGAUAUUGGGAGGAAUUAUAGGCGCUGUUGGAACUCUACUAGCCUCGUUUUCAAAUAACAUAUACAAGAUGUAUGUAACUCAAGGUUUUUUAUUUGGCGUUGGAGCUAGUUUGUGCUACUUUCCUUCUGUCAUUAUACUACCUCAGUACUUCUGUAAACGGUUAUCGUUGGCAAACGGGCUAGUGUCGUGCGGAUCAGGAGUAGGAACAAUGGCAAUGGGCCCGGUAAUUAACGAAUUGAUAUCGAGUUAUGGUUGGCGAAUGUGUGUCAGAUUUUCUUCAGUUUUAAUGAUCACAGUUUCCGUUAUCAGUAUACUUUACAGACCAAGAUUUCAACCAAUGGGCGCUCAACAAUUGCGGAAACACAAAAAGCCGUUGUUCGACUUUUCUGUGUUUCAAAAUAAAGCCUUCCUAGCGUUCACAUUUGCGCUGUUUUUAUUUAUGCUGUCAUACUUCGUCCCGUUCGUACACUUGGCGCAAAUGGCAGUCGAGCAUGGCGUUCCGAUGAAAAAAGCAUCUCUCUUAAUCGGCUUCAUGUCCGUUUCUUCGACAUUUGGUAGAUUAUUUUUUGGCAAAAUUGCCGACAGCCGAAGAAUCAAUAGAUUAUAUGUAUAUCAAAUAUCUUUAUUGGGGAUUGGUGUUGCGAACACGUUAUGUCCUGUGAUGGUUUCCUUUCCCGGUUUUUUAGUCUAUUGUACAAUAUUUGGAUUUUUUGAAGGAUGUUAUGUUUGCCAAUGUGCUGUAUUAACAGGUGAUAUAGUCGGAAGAGAAAGAAUGGCGUUGGGAGUCGGGACUUUAUUUGGAAUUAAAUCAAUACCAUUAACCUUAGGGCCACCUCUAGCAGGUUUUCUCUACGAUAUAUCUAAUUCAUAUCAAGUCGCCUUCUUCGUGGCAGGAGCAGUUUCCACGUUAGCAGCAUGUGUUAUGUUCACUAUACCCUUUCUAAUGCCACCAUCUGACCACUUGUUUUGGAAACACCGUCACACAUUUUCAAUGAAGUUUCUUCUGCCGAGCACUUCUUCAAAUUCAGAAGAUUCUGUUGAUGGCAAUAAUAAUAAUAUGGAGAAGAAUACAACAGAUAAAAAUAAUAAGUAUUUAGAUGGAAAAAGUUAUUUGUAUCCAGGAAAGAGUCAAUCGUUUGUCUCGAUAGGUCAACUCUAUUUUGAUGUAGAAAAGAAAGUUAGUAUGAGAGAUAUUGGUAGCGUGUCAUCACUUGGAACGAUAUUGAUUAGUCCAAAUGUUAAAAAAGAAUCGUCGAAUUUAAUCAUUGUCGAUCGUUCAACUGUCGUAUGAUCAUCGUGAAAAUCUGUACAACCACCAUCACGUUUCACCAGCGUUAUUAAUUAAAGACUUGAUUUUUAUUUAUGUAUACCUAUAUUUCUUUAUCAGCUA
Molecule: messenger RNA, 1788 nt
Organism: Hydractinia symbiolongicarpus
Lineage: Eukaryota; Metazoa; Cnidaria; Hydrozoa; Anthoathecata; Hydractiniidae
Product: monocarboxylate transporter 10-like
Exons: 5
Coding region: 73-1689 (538 amino acids)
Biological process (GO): transmembrane transport
Molecular function (GO): monocarboxylic acid transmembrane transporter activity
Source: RefSeq, a predicted model, not a curated record